Molecule: messenger RNA, 4416 nt
Organism: Myxocyprinus asiaticus (Chinese sucker)
Lineage: Eukaryota; Metazoa; Chordata; Actinopteri; Cypriniformes; Catostomidae
Product: serine/threonine-protein kinase PRP4 homolog
Exons: 15
Coding region: 85-3147 (1020 amino acids)
Biological process (GO): mRNA cis splicing, via spliceosome; peptidyl-serine phosphorylation; peptidyl-threonine phosphorylation
Molecular function (GO): ATP binding; protein serine/threonine kinase activity
Source: RefSeq, a predicted model, not a curated record
GAGCACAGAAGCUCCUCUUCGCUCUGUUCAGCCUCAUAAUCUUCCCGCAGAAGAACACGACAGCGGUUCCGCUGCUGAAACAAGAUGGCCGAUGUGGAAAUGGAUUUACAGAGCAAGAGGCUGAAUAACGGGCCGGAGGAUUUGGAGAGUCCAGAAAAGAGCGGGAAUGAGGAUGAAAACGGGGAAAUGUCUGGGGAGGAUGAAGAGGAGGGUGAGGAGGAAGCAGAGGUGAAUGGAGAGAAGCAGGACAUAGUUUCCAAACAUCACAGCAGCAGUGGAAGCAAACACAAGAAAAAGAAACACAAGCACCGUAGCAAGCAUAAAAAACACAAACAUGCGUCUGAGGAAGAUAAGAAGCGCAAACAUAGACACAAACAUAAGAAGCACAGACGCAAAGACGUGGCAUCGUCCUUGCCCUCUGGGGCUGCCAACACAAGGGCUGAGGACGGCUUUCCAUCCCUUGGCAAUGCAACCUUGGAUGAUAAAGCCCUUUUAGAGGAUCUGGAGAAACAGAGAGCACUGAUUAAAGCAGAGCUAGACAGUCAGCUAAUGGAGGGGAAAGUUCAGUCAGGCAUGGGUCUCAUUCUACAGGGUUACAAUUCCGCCUCGGAGGAGGACAGGGAUGGACAGAGGGCACGUAACGGGGAGCAAAGGCAAAGAGAUAGUGGGGCUAGAACCCGCUCACCCAGGGACCAGAGUGGCAGGACAGGUAGAUCCAGACGGGACACCACAGACACCAGCAAAGCUAGUGCGAAACGCCGUAGUCGCAGCCGAUCCCGAGACAAAGCAGGGAGGGACAGUAAACUUGACCGAACGACCAAAAGUGCAAAAGAAACUGUCAAGGAGCGUAGCAAGUCCAAAGAACGAAAAUGCUCCCGGAGCAGGGACAAAUCAAAGGAGCGUGGGAGGAAAUCCCUGUCCCCAUCCACAAGAAGGCGCUCCUCUGCAGAAAGAAAAGUUGACCUGAAGGGGCGCUCUGAACGACGGUUUUCACCUCGUACGGAUGAAAAGCGAGAGCCUGCUGGGCAGAGAUCAGGUUCACAUGGCCGCAAGAGCCAGUCACGAGAACAACGGUCUCAUUCCAAGGAUGCCCGGGCUGGCCGCUCAGAGACUGACAGAGAAAAGAGGCCGGGAAAGUCUCCGUCCAAAGACACUUCUUCUGGAAAAGAGAAUCGGUCACCUCAUCACAGACGAGCUCUGAGCCCUCAACGACGACACAGUUCUUCCCCUCGGCAACGGGAGCGCCAACCCAACCAGCCCCCCUCUGGUUCAGCAGACCGCGGCUCCAAACUGAGCCACUCGCCAUCUAGGAAUAGAUCACCUACCAGGAGGGCACGAAGUCGCUCGAAUGAGCGCAGGAGAGAUUCUCCUUCCAGGAAGCGUCCUCGUGUUGAUGGUGGGGUUGGAAGGUCGCGGGAGACAAGUCCAGUUCGGCGCAGGAUGAGUCGUUCACCACUCAGACGCAGAUCUGUAUCACCACGGCGUCAGUCUCGCUCCUCACCCAGGAGGCGGAGCCGAUCACCCCUCAGACGCAGGUCUGCUGAAAGGGAUCGGUUUGGUCGCGCCAGACCACGGCGAUCCACCUCUAGAGAUCGUGAGAGGAGGAGAAGGCGGAGUCGAGAUGAAGACAAGUUCAAAGGCAGCCUAUCAGAGGGCAUGAAAGCAGACCAAGACUCUUCCUCUGAAGAAGUGAUGGAAGAUUUUGAUGCAGAGGAGGAGGAUGAAGAGGCUCUGAUUGAGCAACGUCGACAACAGCGGCUUGCUAUUGUACAGAAAUACAAAGCCGGAAAUGAGGACAGUAAUAUGGGCUCCAUGGCUUCGGAGCCCAGCAGUCCUCAGAGCAGCACCCGCAGUCGUUCGCCCUCCCCUGAUGACAUCCUGGAGCGCGUAGCGGCCGACGUGAAGGAAUACGAACGGGAAAACUUGAACACCUUUGAGGCCAGCAUCAAGGCUAAGCACAACCUCAUCGCUCAGGAGAAAGAAGGAGCUAACCCAAAGAAGCCCACAGCACCUGACAUGUUCACUGAGUCAGAUGACAUGUUUGCUGCAGACUUUGAUAGUGCCAGGCUCAGGGCUGCAGGAAUUGGUAAAGACUUUAAAGAGAACCCCAAUCUCAGGGAUAACUGGACUGAUUCAGAAGGAUACUAUCGUGUGAACAUAGGUGAGAUACUGGACAAGCGGUAUGAUGUGUAUGGGUACACUGGUCAGGGUGUGUUUAGUAAUGUGGUGCGAGCUAGAGACACUGCCCGGGCUGGCCAGGAGGUGGCAGUCAAGAUCAUCCGUAACAAUGAGCUCAUGCAGAAGACAGGCUUGAAGGAGCUUGAGUUUUUGAAGAAACUGAAUGACGCAGAUCCUGAUGAUAAAUUCCACUGUUUGCGUCUCUUCAGACACUUUUACCAUAAACAGCAUCUCUGUUUGGUGUUUGAACCUCUCAGUAUGAAUCUGCGUGAGGUGCUGAAGAAGUAUGGUAAAGAUGUAGGGCUUCACAUCAAGGCAGUGCGUUCCUAUAGUCAGCAGCUCUUUCUGGCCCUCAAACUACUGAAACGCUGCAACAUCCUCCACGCCGACAUUAAACCAGACAACAUUCUGGUGAAUGAGUCAAAGACCAUUCUUAAACUGUGUGAUUUUGGCUCAGCGUCCCAUGUCGCCGACAAUGAAAUUACACCCUACCUAGUCAGCAGAUUCUACAGGGCACCUGAAAUUGUCAUUGGUAAGCCAUAUGAUUAUGGGAUUGAUAUGUGGUCGGUCGGCUGUACCCUGUAUGAGCUGUACACAGGGAAGAUUCUGUUCCCUGGCUCCUCCAACAAUCACAUGCUGAAACUGGCUAUGGAUGUCAAGGGCAAGAUGCCCAACAAGAUGAUCCGAAAAGGCCUGUUUAAAGACCAACAUUUUGACCAGAAUUUGAAUUUCCUGUACAUAGAGGUAGACAAAGUGACUGAAAGGGAGAAGGUAACGGUAAUGAGCACCAUUAAUCCCACUAAAGACCUGCUCGCGGACAUGGUCGGAGGUCAGAGGUUACCUGAGGAACAGAGGAAGAAGGUCAUGCAGCUCAAGGAUCUGCUGGAUGGAACUCUGAUGCUGGAUCCAGCUAAACGCAUCAGCAUCAACCAAGCCUUGCAGCAUCCUUUCAUUCAGGAGAAGAUAUGACACCAUUUAAAUUCUGACUUCUGAACUUUGACCUCCCAGUAGAGCCAGAGAUCUUCAGCUGUUCCAGGACUGAGCCAACAGACUUCAGCUCAGAAUAUUCUGAACCAUCUUGAGACUUUCAAUUUUUUAUUUUUAUUCAUUCUUGUUUUUCUAGUGAUUUUUGUUUUGUUUUAUUUCACCCAAUCAUCUUUGAUUGAUCUCUCAGAAUGAUUUUGUUUUUAUUGUAUAUACACACAUUGUCAUUCACUGAGAGAGAGGCACUGUUAGUGGUUAUCAGACUUUGUCUUAUUUAACUUCAAAAUUGACAGAACUGUGCUGAAACAGUGGAGGUGUGUAGAUGUUGAAGGCAAGAGUGAUUGGGAAAGCAUGACAGUGGGUAUCUUAAGACGUUUAAGACCAAUUAUUUUUGAGGUUCUCAGAAUGUAAUCCCUAAAUCUGUGUCCCUUUUGGUGACAAAUUAAAGGUUCUUCUAAACAAGGUGUGCACCAUUGACUGGCUGGCUGUGCUUUAGUGAUUUUUGGGUCACUGGUCUAUAACUAGGCAGUCUCCGGUUCUGACAAAAAUUCAAUAUGGUUCAUCACUGGUUUUCCUGGUUAGUAAUUUCAUAAGGCCAUCUCCUUGAAAUGAUUGGACAUGUGAAAACAGAAGUUUAUCAUGUACAGCUGUUUAAAUGUUGGUUUUGCUGUAUUUUCCUCAGUUGUACUGUACAUCAAACUCAAACCUUUUCUGGUCCCUUUUUAUUGACAAUAGAAGCCCUCAUUGUUACCGAAGACACACAAAUCUUAGCCAUUUAACUAACAUAUGACUUAAUUGUGUAAAAUGUCCAAAAAGCACUGAUUUAGGUCCAAAGCUUUUGAAGUACUUCUUCUUGAAGUACAGUAAUUUUAAGUAAUUCUUGGUUCAUUAGUCUCAAAUGGUGUUUAUUGGCCAAGGCUUUAUACUAGCUCAGUUUAGUGUGCUUGUUAGCCCUGAGGUAUUUGGCAGCAAAAUUCAGCCUAGCAGGAAAAUGUCGAGAAUCCCCCCCCACCCCCCAUUAUUUUACUUUUUUUUUUUUUAUUUGAAGUGCAAUUGAUUUCAAAAGUGAUUUGACAUGUAAUAAAGUGUCUUACACAGAAGCCCUGACAAACUGGUGAUCACAUUUAUUUUACAAUGUAAAUACUUAACAGUUUUCGUUAUGUGCAACAUCUGUGUUCUUUUCUUACUGGAAAAUGAAAGAUUUUGUUUUUGAAAAUAAACUCGAAAGAUUGGAUUGUGAAGGAACAUGAAAAC